GUGUGUGUGUGUGUGUGUGUGUGUGUGUGUGUGUGUGUGUGUGUGUAUAGUCAUGGUGACAGCAAGAGGACAGGAAGGACCUGAAGAAUGUGUGACCUCACAGCACUGAGUCGUAUAAAAGUGAGUCUCCUCAGCUGGGUCCUGGACUCGACCCGUUCUGAAACUGCAGGGCAGAACCAGAAGUAGAACUAGAACCAGGACCAGGACCCGGCAUUAAGGCCUUUGACUUUACUUGGACGACAACCAGCUGAUUGAAGCUUCUACAGAUGGCUCCCUCUUCUUCUGCUGCUCUGAUCCUCCUCUUCUUCUUCUCGGUCACCGUGGAGAUGAGACCGUCACCUCACAGGGAUGGAAAGCAGGUGUCAGGCUCUCUCUUCAGCUCGCACCUCACCUCCCUUAUCAUGGCUCAGCCCACCUCUGAUGACAUCACAGAGGGCUCUGCCAAUGAGGCGACAACCCAACUUGCCUCUGAAGGAGCGACUCUGAACCGAACCAACAUCAACAGACAGGUGGGUGGGCAGGGCCCAGGCCCUGGGUUCCUCCUGGACUUCUUGAAGCAGCAGACCAAGACAAGGGGUCGGAGCCGUAAGACGAUGUUUGGAGGAAGAGGAUGUUUUGGGAUGAAGAUUGACCGCAUUGGCUCCAUCAGCGGCCUGGGCUGUUAGAGACAUUUCAGGUUACCAUGGCAACUAACCACCUUUGACUUCCAGCAUCAUGUGGCCUCAGAGGCCACAGAAACCUGCCGUAGUGACGAAGACUGAAGUAGAGUCUGACCUGUGACCCCUGGCUUAAACACAGCCAGCAGGACUGAGUGUGGCAGCAGCUUCAUGCGUCAGAAUCAGCAAAUAAGCCUGUGACGUCAUCUUGUUCAUGUAACUUAUCUCCAUAAUAAACUGUUUAAGGGUGUCGCUUCCGGCUGUUUUAUGACAUCAUGCUGACGUCACUGCCCUCCCCCUUUCA
This is a messenger RNA of Nothobranchius furzeri (turquoise killifish), 960 nucleotides long. It is a transcript of the gene nppcl2, whose product is annotated as natriuretic peptide C-like 2. NCBI's taxonomy places the organism in Eukaryota, Metazoa, Chordata, Actinopteri, Cyprinodontiformes, Nothobranchiidae. Gene Ontology annotation, cellular component: extracellular region. Gene Ontology annotation, molecular function: hormone activity. Gene Ontology annotation, biological process: receptor guanylyl cyclase signaling pathway; cGMP biosynthetic process. The record is from RefSeq and is a predicted model, not a curated record.